UCACCAGGGACCCUCCCACAGAGUUCCUCCCAGAAGGGGCUGGGGGUGGUGAAGAGAGUGCUCCACAGCUGAAGAAGGACUCAAGAGCAGAGAGAGAGAGAGAGAGAGCACCAAGCACACAGCAUUCACCAGGAGAGAGAUCGUGCAGUGAGAAUCAAAAAGCCUCUAACCCCCAACCGACCCUUUCCCUUGUCUUUUUUCAGUCUCAGGAAUUCAUAGGGAGCUUGUGCCAGGAGGGGAACCCCUUCCUCCAGGAGCCACACCUGAAUACCCAGAUGAGAUUCGGAUUUGAUACCUUUGUAAAAGCUCCAAUCUCCCUGCCGAUCUGCUGGGCCCUGUCGGGAAGUCCCAACGCAGGACUAAGGACCUUCUGUAAAUCCAGACCACCUCCCUGCGUCCCAGCCUCCUGCAGCCGGAUGCCCCCAGCCUCAUCUGGAACUGUGCCCCCACCCUCAUGCUCUCCCCGGACCCAGGGCAGGCGCCCCAGCCCCAGCAGGAGAUCUGCCUUCCACUGCCCUGGGCACAGCUGCCUUCUGCGCGAUGCUCGGAUGCUCCCUCUCCCUCAAAGGCUCCUCUCACCUCUUCCUGCCCACUCACACCAGCAAGCUGUCCUCCCACCGCCUCCCUGCGUGUCUGCUCCUCAUCCUGCAGCAGAACCUCCGUGUCCAGCUGUCGGCUGGAGGUCCCUCCGCUUCCCCAGGCACCUGAACAGACCGUGGCCGCUCCUGCUCCCAGGAACCACACCCCGCUUCUGCCCCAGCCCCCUGCCUCUGCUGUGUCCCUACAGAGCUGGCUCUGCCUGAUAUGGGCCACAGUGCUGCCCAGCGUCACCCCAGGGCAAACACUGCAACCCAGGGGAAAGCGGCAGCCCUCACUCUCCCCGCUGAGUAAACCCUAUGCCACUAUUAAAGCUUAAUUGUACCUAUCAUCACGCUUUCAGAAAGCAAAUAAAUGAACCAAAAUAACUGCUUAUAUCCAUAAGUAAUCAAAAUGUAUUUAGUGCUUUAGUAAGUAGUUUGUUUUUCUCAUUUUCCUUUAAUUAGCAGAGAAAGAAUUAAAAUCAAUUCCUCAUUGAGCAGAUAAAAAAAUUAGACUCAGCUUUUACCCUUACACAUACCCAAAUUUUAAAGUACACCAGAAACACAAAUUCAUAAUUGUUUUGCAAUUUAAUAUGUAUCCAAUAUUAAACACAUUUCUAUGACAUUUAUCUUAUCUCCCUGAUCACAGCUUAAUAAAAUUAUA
Molecule: messenger RNA, 1242 nt
Organism: Manis javanica (Malayan pangolin)
Lineage: Eukaryota; Metazoa; Chordata; Mammalia; Pholidota; Manidae
Source: RefSeq, a predicted model, not a curated record